Messenger RNA from Plasmopara halstedii, 705 nucleotides. RefSeq lists its product as uncharacterized. Lineage: Eukaryota; Oomycota; Peronosporomycetes; Peronosporales; Peronosporaceae. The record is from RefSeq and is a predicted model, not a curated record. The transcript has 2 exons. The coding region runs from base 1 to 705 and encodes 234 amino acids.
AUGGAGUCACUGAGCGAGCUAGAAGAGAUGCAGCACGUUCUGCAUUUUCUUGAUACAUCGCUUAUCACAUCACCUUCUGGCAGCGAUCUUGCGGCACAAAAGAAGCGAAAUGAAUCUCAACGCCAUCGACGGGAAUAUCAGCAGCAUCAUACACCACCAGAUCAGCUGCGCGAUAUGGCGAAAUUGCCAGAAAACGAAGAACGAUCAAGCUGUAAUGAAAUAGGUGAAGUGAUCGAGCUACUGGGCUCCCUUGAAGCCAACGACACUCCAAAUCAGGAGAUGCAGCACCAGAAACAACAACACGAACAUCAAGAAGCGCUUUGCGGUGGCAAUAUAAGUUGUGGACUAUCGCGAUCGACAGCAUUCAGUGAUGGUGUUUCGCAAAUGGCACAACCACCUCAAUCUGCUAUUCCAAGCUACAAUCAAAGUGUGGCUGAGAACAUUUCACCAGCUGGCUUGCUCAACGGCUCGUCAAUGUCACCUUCGACAAUAAAUUGGCUGCAAGCACUCGUGCCUUCGACGAGCAGCGAAAGUUUAACAAGCCUUAUUUCUCCUGCGACGUUAUAUAGUGCUGGAAGUAAUUCGGCUUCAGGUAUAGAGGAGGUGACAGAGCUUCUCAGUGUUAUUGAAUCAAGUCAAACUGAUGACACCACAAUGACGAAAAGCGAUGGGCUUACUCGGUGCGGACGCCGUCCUGCGAAAUAA